AUGGAUUUAAGUAUCGUAAACGAUGAUUAUUAUCUAUCCGGCAUGGCUGCAUUAGUUGGUGAUAUUGAUAAACAGUUGAUGAUUAUGUUACGUGAUGGUCGAACGUUGAUCGCUCACCUGCGCAGUCUUGAUCAGUUUGGUAAUCUUGUGCUUCAUCAAGCAUUCGAACGUAUUUGUGUCGGUCGACACUAUGCAGAUAUCCCUCGUGGUUUAUUCGUUAUCCGUGGUGAAAAUGUUCUGUUCAUUGGCGAAUUAGACUACUAUCAACCUUUACGCGUUCCGUUGGUGGAAGUAACCAUAGAAGAAAUACUGAAAUUGCAGAAAGAAGACAUCGAAAAGAAGGAACAGAUCGAAAAAGUUCGACGGAAAGCGAUGGUUGAACAUGGUCUAGUCGAUGAAGGAAAUCCGAUUGAAGAGCAAUAUUAA
Molecule: messenger RNA, 426 nt
Organism: Adineta ricciae
Lineage: Eukaryota; Metazoa; Rotifera; Eurotatoria; Adinetida; Adinetidae
Source: the annotation of a GenBank genome assembly